UUUCUUCUCCUCUUUCUGAUUCUCUUUCUCUGUCCUUUUUGUUUCACCUUGUUCACCAUCAAAGCAUCUCAACGGGAAGGUAAAAAAGUCAACUAGAAGACUUCGUAGCCGGCGAUGAAGCCAUGGAUUUUCCGUCGACUGCAUCGUCCAACAAUGUCAUCCCUUAUUGCAAAAAGCACUGGUGUACACUCUGCAACGAGUUUAUCGCAGAGUUUCCGCGCUUCGUGGAGCCAGGCAACCCGACCAUAGGCCUUUGGAGAUGGGUGUGUUCAAAGUCACCCUCCCACGCUAUACUGAUGGAAGAUUUUGCCGUAGACAGGUGCAACGAACGCAAAAUAUCACAUAACCAGUCCCGGAAUGCAGGUGCUGAGGACUACCUCUUAUGUUUCCAAAUCACCGCGGCACCAUCAACGAGAUUGGAUUCACCUAUGGCGCACACACAGCUGGCGGGUUGAGGAAUCCUAGUUACUUCCACAGAGCAUGUUUCGAUGCUUUGAUCGCGAACUCGAAAGAUCCGCGCAUCUAUCGGAAACUCAUCUACCUGUGUGCGGCCUUGGUUCCAUUGUUUAAAGCUGUCGCGAGGAAAUCCAACAACCACCAAUGAUUUCGCGUUGCAUAGCAUGACCAUCCGCAUGGCUAAGAGAGA
Molecule: messenger RNA, 646 nt
Organism: Blastomyces gilchristii SLH14081
Lineage: Eukaryota; Fungi; Ascomycota; Eurotiomycetes; Onygenales; Ajellomycetaceae
Exons: 1
Coding region: 123-455 (110 amino acids)
Source: RefSeq, a predicted model, not a curated record